Messenger RNA from Mya arenaria, 459 nucleotides. RefSeq names its product C-type lectin domain family 10 member A-like. Gene Ontology annotation, cellular component: external side of plasma membrane. The coding region runs from base 31 to 459 and encodes 142 amino acids. NCBI's taxonomy places the organism in Eukaryota, Metazoa, Mollusca, Bivalvia, Myida, Myidae. The record is from RefSeq and is a predicted model, not a curated record. The transcript has 4 exons. Gene Ontology annotation, molecular function: carbohydrate binding. Gene Ontology annotation, biological process: biological process involved in interspecies interaction between organisms.
UUGCACCGUUUACUGAAAGAAAUAUUAACAAUGAAGAUUCCAUGGCUAUUUUAUGGAACAUUUGGUUGCGCAUUUAUAUUACGGUCAGUGGUGAGCGAUGCACUUUGUCCGGACGCCUGGAUAGCUUACCACGAGUCCUGCUACCUGUUUGCUCAACAUGAGAAUACAUCCUUCACUGAGGCAGAGCAUUUUUGUGAGGCCCAUGGUGCAAACCUAGUAACCAUCGAUGAUGUUGAUGAAAACAACUUUGUGUUCAGUGUUGUGCUGGACCACCUAGUAGUACUUUGGUGGAUUGGACUAACAGACAGCAUCAUCGAGGGCGAGUGGAAAUGGAUACCAGGUGACCAAUCGCCAUCGUUUACAAACUGGGCUCAUGGUAAGAAGCAAGGACGUCAAUCAAAGACACCAACAUAUGUCUUGUCACUUUUGAUUCCUGGGGAAGAGGCCGGCUGUGAUUAG